UCUUCUUGUUCUUCUUGGAUAUAACCUGUGGUAGUUUGCAAGUAUGUUGCACAUUGAGCUGCCUGAACCCAUAUGACUGUGACUCUGUAGACAGGUGACAGAUUUGACUGCUGAGAACGAUAGCAACUGCCUGCUUUUGACAACGGUGGCAACCGCCAGUUCUCAUCGAUGCUCUCUGGUUCUCUUGUCAACUCCAUUGCUGACGACUGAUGUUGACAUUAACACUCAGAAUCUAUUGGACUUGAAUGGCCCAAUUCUCUGCUUGUCUGGGCUGAUGUGAACGUUUAAUGAAGGAGAGUAAAGAAGAGAACAAUCUUAUAAGCUAAAAUAAGAUGAGCGAAAGAGAGAGACGGAUUAGAGCUAACGGAAAGAAAUUGUGGAAAUAAAAGCCUCCAUUGGAUUUCGGUAGAAGAAAGGAGUUUAAUGACGAAAAUCUUUUGGAAAUCAAAGAACUGGAACUUUAGAAAUUGUGACCUUCCCUCAGAUAAGACAAGACCAUUAAAUGACUUAAUUCGACAUGAUUUCAAACCUGGGCUGAGCUUAUCUUGUGCAGCUGCUGAAAUGAAGAUUUGUGUCUGACUGGUUUCAGCUUGGGUUUGGGGUUUUGGGGUUGUUUUUGUCUCCUUAUCUCUCUGUGGAUGUUUUGAAAGAAAGCAACCAGCGAGCAUGGUAAAGAGACAAAUAAGGAAUGAGAGUGAAGAAGAACAAAGGGGAAGAAGAGAGAGAGAGAGAGAGAGAGAAAAAAAACUCCCCGAAUAUAUACAUAUGUAUAUAUAGAUAUAUAUAUAUAUGUAUAUACAUAUGCAAAAAUUGGGAGGAAAACAGCAUUUACCAAGCAAGCAAGCUGGCUAUUGAUGGCAAAUGAUGUUGAAGUAGCGGCAUUCACUGCAGACCAGGUGAUGUUGAUGCUGGUUUUACUGAACAUACAAACGCUACUUCUAUUGCAACAACACCACGGGCCAUUCGCAAUGGGACUAUCCGGAGCAGCCAACCAAAGAAGAGUUGAACGGAAUGUCGGAAUCCAUGCAGCAGUCGUUGACGUUAGCCCUGUCAAGUACACCACCACCACCUCCACCAACGCCACCACCAACUCCAUCACCAUCAGUGCCGUCAUCAUCAUCGUCGUCCAUGUCAUCAUCAACAUCAUCAUCAUCAUCAGCAGCAACAACGACAACAACAGUGACCUCCCCUGUACAUGAAUCUACCAAGACAGCUUCUCCAGUUAGGUCAACGUCAUCAGAAGAGAAAAUAAACUAUGGCCAGGAAUCUGGAGAAAUGACUAAAUGUUCUGACAAUUUCAAAAAGGAGAAGAAGAAUCGAAAGUUGGACAAAAUUGCCUCAAAAAGUUCCAAAACUGGAAACACAUUGGACAAAUCCCACUUAGAACAUUUACACCUGAGCAGUUCCAAAGACUUUGAUUCUGAAUUGUGUGUCUACCCAGGAGAGCCACCGCCUCCUGGUACUGAAGUGAGCAAACAACACUCUCUUCAGCAUUUGGAGGAAGUGAAACUGUCUAAAUCUGGAGAAGAAGACUUAGAAGAAGUGAUGAAACUUGCUGCUGUGUUGGCUCCGACAGGAACAUCUUUGGCGAGCUCCACAGCAUCAUCCGAGUUAGCAAGUCUGGAGUCUUCUGAGCGCACUUCAACUUUGGACGUCAACGAUGACAUGGAACUCGAUCCGGAUGAACAUCUUCCUUCGUCUGUCCAUCCUCUGCCAAUGCACAGCAGCAGCAGCAAAAGUGCUGCCCUCUCUUCUAACUCAAACAGCAAUGGACACCACCUCUUCCCACUUGUGGAUGCAGCAAAUUGCGAAAACAACUCGGCUGUAAUAUCGAAACCCCCCCAAUAUAAGACUCGUCCAACUGUCCCCUCAGACCCUGUUGGUGGGACCCUUCCCACGUCAAACUCUGAUGCUUCUACAGUCUAUUCUAGCAAAACCAAUCCUGCUGCAAAUUCUUCAAUGGAAUGCUUUUCCUUGUCAAAGUCUUCAGCUAAAGUCUCAUCUGUGGACUCUGCCAAUGCAUCAAACAGCCCCGUUUCUCACGAAACAAAUGAUGCUGUUGACACUGUCAAACCACAGCCAAAAGAGAAAAAACGCAAAAAAGAUAAGGUUAUUACAAGUACAAAUUUAACGCUUAAAAAGAAAAAUGUGUCGUCCUUGGUACAAAAAUGGCAAAAAGUGAAGAAAGAAGUUGAGAAAGAAGAUGAAUUGGCUCGGCACGAGUUUUCAGAUGAUGACUGAUGCCAUCUCUGUUGACUGUUACUUCAUUGUUGAUUCCACAAUUUGUUUCCUUUUGGUGUACAAAAAGAAGCUGAUUUGAACUCGCACCGUUGCUACAAAUAUUUACAUUUUGUUGUUCACUUUCAACUUGGGAGUUAAAAAAAAACUUUCUAACACCAAACACAGAAUGUAACAGCCUGUGGUUAUAGGACGAGGAGGAGAGAUCUUUUUGUUCUUUGCGAAUGAGUGUAGAUUGACAUUUGCUUGGAAUGGAGAGAGCGAGGAAUGGAUGUGUUAUGUGAAAGGGAAGAAUGUGUAGAUGUCCCUGUGUUUGUAUGUAUGAAUGUGAGUGGUAUACUGUUAUCUCUACAAGAGUUUAUUAUUAUCAAUGUUUAGUGUUGAUAAUAAAUUCUAUAAAAAACUGUGUGUGCCUAUCGUAUUCUAAAGGAAUAAAAGUUCUCCAAUUUCAAAA
Messenger RNA from Octopus bimaculoides (California two-spot octopus), 2692 nucleotides. RefSeq lists its product as uncharacterized. Lineage: Eukaryota; Metazoa; Mollusca; Cephalopoda; Octopoda; Octopodidae. Gene Ontology annotation, molecular function: protein binding. The record is from RefSeq and is a predicted model, not a curated record.